Molecule: messenger RNA, 2054 nt
Organism: Thrips palmi
Lineage: Eukaryota; Metazoa; Arthropoda; Insecta; Thysanoptera; Thripidae
Product: proline-rich protein 2-like
Exons: 2
Coding region: 44-856 (270 amino acids)
Source: RefSeq, a predicted model, not a curated record
CCACAAACUGCUGCUGCCGUACGUGCGCGUGCUGGGCGUGCAGAUGCUGUUCAACGCGGUGGACCUGCUGGUGCGGGCGUGCGUCUACAACCUGUGGGCCGAGGCGGUGCUCAUCAUCCUGCCCCUGGGCAUCGGUAUCCCCUACUACAUGUGGAUCUGCGCGUACAGCCUGUAUCGCAAGAUGAAGCUGAACGCCGAGUUCCCGAUGCAGCCGCACAUCGUGGCGCACCUGCCGCCGCAGUUCAUGCAGGACACCACCGUGCUGCCGCCCCUGCCGCCGGGCUACGGCUACGCACCGCCCACCGCCCCCAACGCCACCAUCAAGCCCGACGACCUGCCGCCGCCCUACCACCUGGUGGUGGCGGCCGACGAGGCGGCCGCUGGGGCCGCCUCCGGGGCGGUCACCGGCUCGCCGCGGAUGGGGGCUGGCCCGUGGCCGGGCGUCGGCGCGGGCAUGGGGCCGGGUGUGGGAGUGGGUAUCGUCCCGGGCAUGGGGCCGCCACCGCCCAUGGGCCCACCACCACCCAUGGGGCCACCACCGCCCAUGGGCCCACCACCACCCAUGGGGCCACCACCGCCCAUGGGGCCACCACCGCCCAUGGGGCCACCACCGCCCAUGGGGCCACCACCACCCAUGGGGCCACCACCACCCAUGGGGCCACCACCGCCCAUGGGGCCACCUCCAGCCAUGGGGCCGCCGGGGCCGGUCAACGGACCGAGCAUGGGGCCAGCAGUGGCGCCGGCCAUGGGGCCGGGUAUGGGACCGGGCUCGGCUGCAGGGGUUGAGGGGGCGGGGCCGGUGGCCCACGCUGGCCCUGCGAAGCCGCUAGACCCGAACAUGCCGUCCGCCGUGUGAGCGUCUGUCUGGCCGACUGAACAACAGUCGCAGUAAAGAUGGCGGGGUAAGUUUUUAUUUUUAUUUUUGUUUUUUUGUGCUUGUCUCCGGUCAGCCGAUUCACUGACUGACGGGCGGGCAGGCUAGCUGACGCGGGCUGAGACCGACACCGGGUUGACAUUGCAGUUGUUACGCGCGCCUGGCGAGUGCGAGAGAGGUAGGACGAGCCGCCCCUGCCGUGCCCACCCCGCCGCGCUGGCCGCCCAAGGCCGUCCAAGGCCGUCCAAGGCCGACCGCUGUUCCUCGACGCACAAGAAGCAGACCGCCUCGUCCCCGGCAGCGCGCGGCAGCGCGCCGCAGCGACGAGGCGAGGCGAGGCGAGGCAGGCGCGACUCGCGGGCCGGGCCGGGCCUCGCACGAGCCGCGUCCUUUUCCCGUGCGCGCAAAGCCAAGUCCAGCCAAGUCUUUCACUCCUCACACUCGAGAGCAGCAGCGCUCGCCGUCUCGUUGAAUGGCUUGUGCCCGCCGAGGGGGAAGGAAACCAGUCCAAGUCCCCAGGGGAGCGAGCGCCCGCGCCGUCAGUCAAUUCUUGAAACCUUUAUUGAGACGUAUGUUGCGAAACCAGUACACGUAGUGAUCCCCUUAGCGUGUUUGGUACACAUGAUUGUUGUUGUAAUGGAAGUAGUUACCCCCUCAGUGUGCCAAGAAAGGGACAGUCCUCCUGAUUGUGACUUUGCAGCUAUUUGUCUGUUUUUGUGUUGUCCCCCCUCUCCCUGUCGGACUGGAGAAUGGCGUUCUUGAUGGAGUCGCGUGCGUCGCGCGAAGUGAAUACAGGGUUGUCCGUAAACCAUGUAACGGAAUGAGAACUGUGUCAAGAUGCAGAUUCCAAAUUAACCUUUACUAAACGGGCUCGAUGAAAGAAAGUUACCCUUCCCACAAUGCAAACUUACUCUAUCGCACGAAUUCUCACCCAGAAAUAAGUCGUGCCAUUGAUUUUUUCGUACCUUAUGGUGUGUUGGUUGUGACCAUGCGUAAAGGAGAGGGCAAAAAGUGUCGUGAAGUGGACACUUGGUAUCCUAAAGGCCCCAUAAAAAGUCAAUAAAAUAUCGUGAUUCAAUCGAAAGGGUUUUUGAUGGACUAAGUAUUCAUAGAUUCUUUCCUGUAUAUACUUUAAUCAUGUUUCAGAGAUGAAAAUAAAAACUGUUGCAGUACAAAGGAA